AUGGAAGGGCGAUGUCUCACUGAAAUGAUUGAUACGUUAGACGAAACGAGUGGAGAGAUAGGUGGUGUGCCAUCUCCAAAAGUCACAAAUGGAGUUGUAGUGCCUCUUGAAGGUUUGGCAGUGGCAUCGGAUGUCAUUUCUGAUGCCACUGCUGAGCAUCUUCACAAUUGUGCACCGUUUAUAGCGAAGUUAUAUAGUUUAGUGAACACAAUAGAAUAUAAAGAUAUGAUAGGUUGGUCUAAUACGUUCAAAGGGUAUUCCAUUUGUGUGAAAGACCCCGUCCAAUUUGCUAAAGAAGUCUUACCAAAGAACUUUAAACAUUCAAAUAUGGCUUCCUUCGUACGACAAUUAAACAUCUACGGGUUCCAUAAGCUCGAGAGUAAGGAUGGGGUAUGCUUUAAACACGAAUUCUUCCAAAAGGACCACCCAGAUUACCUCCAAAAAAUUAAACGGAAAAAGACAAAGAAAAAUAAAAGUCUUAGUCCUCAUUGCCAACAAGAAGUCAAUAAAGACUUCACACUCGAAUCACCAAUCCAAACAGGUUUCAACGGGGACAACAGCUUGUUCAAUGUCAUGGCGCUCAAAAUCGACUUGGGAAAGGUCCAAAACCAAGUCCAAGAAAUGAGAGGCGAGAUCGUCGAAAGCAGAAAUAAGUGGACUCUUUUACAAAGAAGAAUGGACCAACUCGAUCAGAUGCUCAAUCUCCUCUAUUCGUCAUAUUCUAACUUCUCAAAUCUCCAGAUCCAAAAUCAAAACCCUUCACCUCAAGGAAACGGGUAUGGACAAAUACCAAAAUUCAUGGAAUAG
This is a messenger RNA of Entamoeba invadens IP1, 807 nucleotides long. RefSeq names its product heat stress transcription factor B-2A, putative. The transcript has a single exon. Gene Ontology annotation, biological process: regulation of DNA-templated transcription. The coding region runs from base 1 to 807 and encodes 268 amino acids. Gene Ontology annotation, molecular function: sequence-specific DNA binding; DNA-binding transcription factor activity. The record is from RefSeq and is a predicted model, not a curated record. Lineage: Eukaryota; Evosea; Mastigamoebida; Endamoebidae.